Messenger RNA from Salmo salar (Atlantic salmon), 3322 nucleotides. The record is from RefSeq and is a predicted model, not a curated record. NCBI's taxonomy places the organism in Eukaryota, Metazoa, Chordata, Actinopteri, Salmoniformes, Salmonidae.
UCGUUCGUAAGGAAGUUAGAAUCCAAUCCUGUCAAUUGUCUCGCCCUGAUCCGAGACUAAUUUAGUUAUUUUUUCGUAAAGAAAUAUGUAUUUCUUGCCAACAAACAUUGCCAAAUACCGGUAUAAGGUAAUCUAGAUAUAUUAAACAGACUUCUUGAACUGGCUUAUAAGGGGGUCGGUUCUGAAAUGUAAUAACCUGCCUUUCUCCUGUCCGACAAGAUCCGCUUCCACCGUAUGCGCAGCGGUUAGCGAACUAAUGAAGUCUUUACGGGACGGAACAGCAAACUGGACUUUUAUCUAGGAAUUUGUAGGGCACACUUGAUAACGCCAAAUAUUCACAGCGGGCGCAGAGCUCCGGCCGAGCCCAUGUGAUGAUGUUGUCAUCUGUUCCGGCUGGUCCAAGAGGUGGUCAGCAGAUACCCAGCACCAUGUCGGUGGGUCUGGUGAAUCCAAUCCCCCCUCUUUCCCAGUUGUACCAUGAACAACUGGCCACAGGGUGCAGAGAGACUAGCAAGGACCAGAAGACUGCUGCGGCGGGUGUAGGACCUCUGAUGACCAUGUCUCUCAGACCAGCAGAGAGCAAAGCUAGAGAUGGUAAUCUUGGGAUGGACUCUGGUGGGAGAGAGCAACAGAUCCCGGUGGAGCACAGGCAGAGCACUUUGGGCUCAGUCUCCAGUCUGAGAGGUCAUGUCUAUGGGACUGCUGGCUCUGCCGACUUCAGAAGGACAGAGAGACAAGUGUCAGACCAGGUCCAAGGCUUUCAAAGACCCGGCAACAAAGGCAAUGUCUUGGUUAAUCCAAAACAACUAGAGCCUACCUCCAGAGCCUCAGCCAGGGCCUCGCCUCCGCUUCAAGCCAGCCCCCCUGGCCCUGCUCCUCCGGCCAGCCCCACAGGUGAGCAGCUGGGCAUCCUGGAGCGCUGCCUGGCACCCCACCAGGCAGAGAUGAAGCGGCUGCUGACGGGUGCCCUGGGCACCCUGUGCCAGCGGCUACAGGUGGUGGAGAGGAGGAUGGAGGAGCUCUACGAGCAGGGAACAAAACAUGGCAAUAGCCUGGCCCUGCUCAACACCCAGGUGGGCCAGCUGGCGAGAAGGAUGACCGCCACCACCAAACAGGACUUGUCACCUCUCCAUGGUCUGGGAAAGGAACCAAGAGCGCUGAGCGAAGAAAAGUUGGACUUCACCAAGCUAUUACCACAUGGUCCAAACCCUUCAUGCAAUAUGGGCUGCUCUGGAACAGACAAGGGGAGCCUCACUGGAUGUCAAUGGAGGAUGGCGACUACAUUUUCACCUAGCCACAGUCCGGCCCGGCACUGUGACCACGAUGAGGGAUUAGGUGGGGAAAUGAAAAAGACAGAGUCAGGACACUUCUUAUCCUCUGUCGGAAAAGAGGCGGUCACAGAGGGGUGCAUACAGGGAAACUACUCCCCCAUGUCGGACUUUGAGGAUCUGGACAUGGAGCUGGCUGGCGAGAAGGGGCAGGACGCUCCCACCUGGUUGGUCAAUUCUGCCCUGGUGGACACAGAGUCUAAUGACAGCCAGGAAGUGACCCUUCUAUCCCCUUGGAAGGCACAAUCUGGGGACACUCAAGGGAACAGGAGAGGGAGUAUGGAGACACAUCCACACCCUCCUCAUAUACACGUCCCCACUCAAUCACAAGGCCAAUCCAAAAGCACUGAGGUCCCAACGUGUCCAAUUCUAGGUAAGGGUCGGACUAUGGCUGCAUUUUCUGAGGUGGUCCAGUUGAGCCCUAUAGGAGCUUGCUCUCUGUUGGCACAUUCUGUUAAAGUCGUAGGCUCAUCUAGGUACGAGCACACAGGCAGAAUAGCUCCAACUGAUUUCCAGCGAAGAAUCACCAGCCCACCUCGCACUGACCACACGGCCUACACUCAGUCCUCCAAAGAGGCAGAGAAAGACCGGAAGCCUGAGAGGAAGACGCGGAACAAGAGGGAAGCAAAGGCACACCCGGUUGGUGAGUUCGACUCCACUGCCGCCAUGUCCAUCAAGGGUAGCUUCUCCGCCCAGGUACAGGAUCAACCGCAGGCUGGUGUGGGCAGGGAGACAGCCGAUGAGAAGCAGUGGAGUCAACAACACGAGAGGUUUGUGGAGAGUAUAAGGGUGUCAUACGGCAGACAAGAAAAUCACUCUCUUAGAUUAACCGUACCUACUAAUCAGCAACACUCUCCAUUGUGCCAUGCCCAAUUUAAAUCUCCAGACCGACUAUCAUCAUCACCAUCAGGUUCAGUCUUUGUGCCGUAUUCCUGGUUUCCACCCAUGACUGGCUACAUGGACCCUCAGAAGGGCAAACAAGCCCUCCUGCCAUUCCACUCUACCAGCCCCUCUCUGGACACCUCCGUGGCCUCCAAGUUCCCCUCUCCCCGAAAUGGCUCUUGUAAAUCUCUCAUCGUUGGUGUUCAAUCCACCCACCAUGAGUGCCAGACCCUCCUGCUCCAGCUGUCGAACACAGCCAACCACCUCAUAGCUGCCAGCCCCUCUCCGGAGCUCCCCUCACCCCCGGAUGGUGGUCAAAGCAGACGGGGGAACCUCCCGCACUUCUUCAACUCCAAGCUCAAGCGCCACUGGGAUAAGGACCGGCCCUCCUGUAAGAAGCGGCAGCUAAAAGGUAUUAGCAGCACUGGUGGCGCUCUAGCCAUGACACUCCUGGAGCUGCAGGAGGAGACGUCGCAGCACCACUGGCAGCCACUGGUGAUUCUAGGCAGCCCAGUCUUGCUUCUUUCCCCCCUGCAGCUGGCGUCCCUAGCCCAGACCUUCUCCCGCUGCUGCAGCAAACUCCUGAACGGAGACACCUCUACCCUGCAGCGUGGUCUCUCCCGCCUACUCCACGCCACUGGCCAGUUCCCCAUGUCCCUCUUCAGCCAGAUGGGCUUUUCUAAGAUCUCCAAGGGGGUCUGAGCACUGUGCUGGCCGCCUCCUCCCCGACCUCCUUCCGCCACUGGUUCAGACACAAGCGCCCCGCUCCCCUCAUGAGACUGUCGGCCACGGAGGUGAAGACUGUGGUGUGUCAGAUCAUGGAGUCGCGGAAGAAGUACAUGCAUCUUCCCCUGCUGCCCCUCAAGGACUACACUGGCCCUCCUGGCCUGGGCAAUGACCACAGCACAUCUCUCACGUCUCAACCCACACAGCAAUGUAGGGUCAGACUCACCCCAGAGCGGGCCCUUUCCAAACCCAGAACCAGCCAUGGGCACAGCCCCAAGACCAUGCGUCUGGAUAACCUGCCUGAGCCUGUACCCAGUCUUGCCAUCGCUACUGCCAACGUCAAAUACCCAGGUCUGCAUGGGCAUGGCUGCAGCCCAUCCAGAGAG